This is a messenger RNA of Adineta steineri, 1113 nucleotides long. The record is from the annotation of a GenBank genome assembly. NCBI's taxonomy places the organism in Eukaryota, Metazoa, Rotifera, Eurotatoria, Adinetida, Adinetidae.
AUGCCAUCUCAAGAUUCUGAUGAGACUAUUGAAAAAAAUGAUUGGAAUAAAUAUAUAGAAGCAGUUAGACAAAAUAACAUAAAUUUAGUCGAUCAAUAUAUAAAAUGUGGUGGUGAUUUAAAUUAUCCAGUGGUACCUCAAGGUGCAAUACAUUGUGCUGUAUAUUUUGAUUUUAUCGACAUCGUGAAGUUAUUACUCGAAGCUGGAAUCAAUGUUAAUCAACAAGAUGAAGAUGGUGAUACAGCGUUACAUUAUGCAAUUGGUCAAACAAAAAAUAUUGAAUGUAUUAAACUAUUAUUACAUUAUGGAGCUUGUCCACUUCUUCCAAAUAAUUCAUCAGAAAAAGCGACACCUAUAACUGUGGCUAAUCGUGCUGAUGAUAAACAAAUCCUUGACAUAUUAACAGAAAAUGUUCAACUCACCAAAAAUUUAUGUAAGGCAGCUGAAGAUGGAAAUGUUGAACUUGUUCAGAAUUUAUUAGAGACAACAGAAGUAAGUGUAAAUGGAUUAUCAGAUGAACUUUUGGCUCCAAUACAUGAAGCAUCACUUGCUGGUCAUUUAUCAGUAGUUCAAUUGUUAAUUCAAUUUAAAGCUAAUAUAAAUGCAAAGGUAGUAUCAGAAGCUGCAAAAAACAAUACACCAUUACAUUGUGCAGCAACAAACGGUCAUCUCGAUAUUAUCCAAUAUUUAAUUGAAAAUCAUGCAAUAAAUGAUACUGUCAAUUCAAGUGUACACACACCAUUACUUGGUGCAGUUAUCAUGGAAAAACAAGAUGUUGCUGAGUAUUUGAUUAAAGCAGGAAGUAACGUACAUGUACGAGAUUCUAUAGAAAAGACACCACUUCAUUGGGCAGCCUUCUAUGGAUUAAAUAGUAUUAUUUCGUUAUUACUUGAACAUGGAGCAGAUAUUAAUGCAUUGGAUCAUUUUGGACAACCUCCAUUACAUUGUGCUGUAGGAUAUCCAAUUCGUGUAGAAACUAUCAAAUUAUUAAUAGAAAAAGGUGCCAAGGUUAAUAUUAUGAAUGAUAUGGGUAUGACAAUUUUUGAUUACUGUGUUAAUAACACCCCAGAUGAAAUUGAUCUAAUUGAAUUUAUUAGAAAACGUAGCGAAUAA